CGGGCGGCGUCCACCAUGUUGUGCCGGGCGGCGUGCAGCGCGAGCAGGAAGCUGGUGCCGGCUUUGGGGUCGCUGGGUUCCAGGCAGAAGCACAGCCUCCCCGACCUGCCCUACGACUAUGGCGCCCUGGAGCCUCAUAUCAACGCCGAGAUCAUGCAGCUGCACCACAGCAAGCACCACGCGGCCUACGUGAAUAACCUGAAUGUCGCCGAGGAGAAGUAUCAGGAGGCGCUGGAGAAGGGUGACAUUACAGCUCAGGUAGCUCUGCAGCCGGCAAUAAAGUUCAACGGUGGAGGCCAUGUCAAUCAUUCCAUUUUCUGGACAAACCUGAGUCCUAAUGGUGGAGGAGAACCCAAAGGGGAAUUACUGGAAGCCAUCAACCGUGACUUUGGUUCCUUCAGCAAAUUUAAGGAGAAGUUGACCGCUGUAUCCGUUGGCGUCCAAGGCUCGGGUUGGGGUUGGCUUGGUUUCAAUAAGGAACAGGGACGCUUACAGAUUGCUGCUUGUUCUAACCAGGAUCCCUUGCAAGGAACAACAGGUCUUAUUCCAUUGCUGGGAAUUGAUGUGUGGGAGCACGCUUACUACCUUCAGUAUAAAAAUGUUAGACCUGAUUACCUGAAAGCUAUUUGGAAUGUAAUCAGCUGGGAGAAUGUAACUCAGAGAUACCUGGCGUGCAAAAAGUAGAGCGUCAGCCUUACCCUGAGUACACGGAGCUCCUUAUGACUAUAGUAGUGCAGAGUCCCGCGGUAUACCAGUAAGCUGCUCUGUUGUAGCGUUUCUGAAUGUAG
Messenger RNA from Camelus dromedarius (Arabian camel), 788 nucleotides. It is a transcript of the gene SOD2, whose product is annotated as superoxide dismutase 2. The record is from RefSeq and is marked provisional. The transcript is spliced from 5 exons. Bases 16 to 684 code for a protein of 222 amino acids. Gene Ontology annotation, cellular component: mitochondrion. Gene Ontology annotation, molecular function: superoxide dismutase activity; metal ion binding. Gene Ontology annotation, biological process: superoxide metabolic process. Lineage: Eukaryota; Metazoa; Chordata; Mammalia; Artiodactyla; Camelidae.